CCCCUUGCUCUGGCGUUUCUCCUUCGGGGUAGGUGGAUUUGUUCGAAAUGGGAAGACUAUUUGUGAUAGACCUCGAAGGACUGGUUUAUAGCUGCAAGCAUUGUCAGACACAUUUCGCAGUUACUAAUGAUCUUAUCUCAAAGUCAUUUCACUGCAAGCACGGAAGGGCUUAUCUUUUCGACAAUGUUGUCAAUGUGACGGUUGGAGAGAGGGAGCAUCGCAUCAUGCUGACUGGUUGGCACACUGUAGCUGACAUCUUCUGUGUUAGCUGUGGCUCUCUUGUUGGCUGGAAAUACGAAAUCGCUUACGACAAGUCUCAGAAGUACAAGGAAGGAAAAUUCAUCAUAGAAAGGUUUAAGGUGCUUGGGCCCGAUGGAGGAGGAUACGACAUGAACCAGGACGAGCCUAUGACUGGAAGCGAUGAAGAAUAAAAAUAUGGUAUAUCUCUUAUUUUAACGACCCAUUGGAAAUAUUUGGCAAGUGUUCAAUGCUUCGUAUAGACUAUCGGUGACCGGCAAACUCGCCGGGAAAAAAAUCAACAUUUUUUCGGGUA
Molecule: messenger RNA, 553 nt
Organism: Arabidopsis arenosa
Lineage: Eukaryota; Viridiplantae; Streptophyta; Magnoliopsida; Brassicales; Brassicaceae
Source: the annotation of a GenBank genome assembly